GGCUGUUUCCCGGUUGAAGAUGCUUUAUGGUCUCUGUGGCAGUUUGGUGCCUCACCUGUGUGACGUCAUCCCGCGGUGCUGCUGCUGACGCCCCGCCCCCGGCAUCCUGGCUCCUCCCUCUUAUUUCACAUAAGUAGAGGCGAUGCGGCUGUUGGAGCUUCACAUCCUCACCUUCAUCCGCCUCAUCCUCAGCGGCAGCCGCUGACCUGAGAACCAGAACCAGAACCAGAACCGCGGCAAGAUGACCGGAGAUCAGCGCUACGUCAUCAGCAUCAGAUUGAUUGGAGGAGUCCGCAGAGAGAAGCCGAGACUGAAGACCUUCAUGCUGUCCGUCCUCUGGUCCGAUGAGUCGGAAGUGAUCAUCUACAGGUCCUUCCAGGACUUCCGGUCAUUUCAUGGGCAGCUGAAGAAGAGAUUUCCAAACUUUAAUCCCUUCAGGAAGAACGACAGGAAAAUCCCAAAGUUCUCCGGGAAGGCCCGGCGCAGCAGCCUGCAGCAGACCGGAUCCAGGAAGUCGGUGAGGCAGAUGAGCUUCCUGCAGAGUUACUGCGAGGAGCUGCUGCGCUGCGAUCAGACCGUGACCUUGAGUUCAGAGGUCACCCGGUUCUUCACGCCCAGAGAUCACGACCUGCAGACGGACUUCACCAAGAACACCGUCAUGAUCCUGAUGUCUGACGAGGCGCAGGACGCAGCGGGUGGCGCGCGGAGCCAGCAGGUGGGCAGCGUGACGCACCCGUUCCUCACGCAGACGUACCGCUGCGUGGCGCCGUACGAGACCAGGGACACCAAGAACCGGACCUUUAAGGCGGCCGCCGACGACAAGCUGGACGUCCUAAUCAAAGACCCGGCAGGGUGGUGGCUGGUGGAGAGCGAGGACAAGCGGUUGGCCUGGUUUCCGGCGCCUUACCUGGAGCUCUGUGACGAAGAAGAGGAAGAGGAGGGAGGAUUCCUGGGAGGGUCCCUGUACUGCGCCGUGAGGAACUACUCCACCUCCAAGACCGAUGAGGUGGGCGUGGCCAUCGGCUGCGUGGUCGAGGUGCUGCGCAAGUCUGACGACGGCUGGUGGCUUGUCAGGUGCGGCGGUAGGGUGGGCUACCUGCCCUCCAUGUACCUGCAGCCCUACAGCAACCCGCGGCGCGGGCUGCACGGCCGCCACCUGCACAGCUCCUCCCUCAACCUGGCCUCCAGCGGCGCCCGGGGCUCCCGCUCCUCCCAGCCGGUCCAGAACCAGGAGUCGGGCUCCAGGCGGGGGUCCGCGGUCCCGGAGCGGCUCCCCAGAGCGCAGUCCCUGGAUGUGCUCUCAGAGAGCUGGCUGCAGGACGGCGCCGCGCCUUCAUCUUCAUCUUCAUCAGCCGCAUCCCGCAGCAGCGACUCCAUCUUCUCCAGCUUCUCCUCCAGCAGCGCCUCGUCCUCCUCCAGCCUGAAGGACGAGUCACGCCGCCCCGACCCGACCCGCUCCUCCAGGUCCAGCACCGGGAGCUCCAGGUCGGCCGGGACCAACGGCAGCGAGCCGGCCCCGGCCCCCAGCGUCCCCCGCAGACCCGACACCCAGGAGAUCCUGGUGCGCUGCAGCACCAUGACCCGCAAGGCGGCGCUGGCCUCCAGAACCCGGCUGCAGCCGCAGGCCGACCCGGUCCACAGCCGGCUGUAGAACCUUUGGACUGAAGCACCGAGUCGUUAUCAUAUUAACAACUAAAUAUGGACUUUGGGGGGCGCUGUUUGUUCAGUUGCACUGUAAAAAUGAACAGAAAUAAUUGGCUUUGCUUCUGCCGUCUUUUUUCCUCCAUGUUGCUCCAACAUUAACGUCACAGAUCCAAACUAAAGAUUUAGUCAUUUUUCACUAACGUGUUUCAAACUAAAUAUUGACCGGCUGUGUUUUUGGAUCAUUUUUCCUGUGUAACCAUAGAAACGGCUCAGCAGACGUUGUUUCAGCUGUUCAGUAUGUAGCUUCAGUGAAGCAGAAAACUUGAUGUAAACUUUGAUUCAUUUUGUCUCUGAAUGUCUUCCUCUUCCUCUCAAACCUGCUGAUGGAAUCAAUCAACCUGUUUGAACUCACAUCGUUUUGUUUGCUUCAGUGAAACAAUAAAGGUUUGAUAUUCAAACACAA
Poecilia latipinna (sailfin molly) is the source of this 2107-nucleotide messenger RNA. RefSeq names its product NADPH oxidase organizer 1b (gene noxo1b). The coding region runs from base 242 to 1651 and encodes 469 amino acids. Gene Ontology annotation, cellular component: cytoplasm. Gene Ontology annotation, biological process: superoxide anion generation. The transcript is spliced from 8 exons. Gene Ontology annotation, molecular function: superoxide-generating NADPH oxidase activator activity; protein binding; phosphatidylinositol binding. Lineage: Eukaryota; Metazoa; Chordata; Actinopteri; Cyprinodontiformes; Poeciliidae. The record is from RefSeq and is a predicted model, not a curated record.